GUGUUACUGUGUUGGUGUAGACCUCCAUACUCUCCUUAGUUAAACAAAGACUACUAUAGAUGAUGACUUUUUAUUAGUUUCUAAAAUCAUUGUAAUUUCAGUGACCUUUCAUAUUCUUUAAGAACUCUUUUGCGUUUCCAAGCACGCCAAUUCUCCUGAUAUUAUCCACUAAGGUUUUCCUUUUAUUUUUGCAUCUUUCAGUACAUCAGCAGUUUAUUGAGACCGCGUAUUAUCGAGUUAGUCCUCCACAAUGGAUUGUUUGUGGCACGUCCACCUUCCUGAAAUGCCACCAUGCUAUACGUCAUUUAAGAAACGUGUCUGGUGAAAACGCACCCGUUACGAAACCAACCAAAACAAAAACCCACGACGGAGCGUCAGCUGUCUCAGUCCGAAACGUCUUGUUCAAGAGAGAGAGUACUCCAACUGACGAAUUUGUGAAAUUCAUAUAAGAUCAAAAUGGAAGUGACCACUAUGCAAGAAAAGCCGCAAGCCACUGUAAAUCUUGUAGAGAUGGACACAUCACCUGGAGGUUUCCAGCUGGUGAACCCUCACCGUACAAACAAAGUAGAUAGCAUGGAUUUGGUGGAAAUGGCACGUGAAAUCCAGAAGGCUGACCAGUUUGUUCAUGCAAAUGUAAGUAAUAAACUGCAGGUUAUUGCAGAACAAGUCAGAUUCUUACAAGAACAGGCAAGACGGGUCUUGGAAGAGGCCAAAGAGAAUGCUGAUUUACAUCAUGUACCAUGCAAUUUUUUGAAAAAACCUGGAAACAUAUAUCACUUAUACAGACGACCUUCUGGACAGAAGUACUUCUCUAUGUUAAGUCCCAAUGAAUGGGGUGACAGUUGCCCACACGAAUAUUUAGGAACCUACCGCCUGGAACAUGAUCAUUCUUGGACUCCAGAAGAAAAGAUGAAAGCAAGGGCAGAUGAUCAGCAAAUGAUCAACAAAAUAUUGACUUGCUCAAAUACCCUUUCAAUUACCAUGGGAAAAUAACUUACAUAUUGGACUGGUUCUUUGUAAGACAUUUGAACUGGUUGUGCAGUUAAAAAGAUUUUUCCCACUGUGUGGGAUUUCACUACUACAUAUUCAGUGUAAGCGUAAACUAUGGUCCUGUAACAAAUAGUUACACCUGUAUUAGACCACAAACCUCUGCCAAAGCCAGUACUUUGCUCCUGAAAAGGUUCCCUUCUCGCCCUGUCAAAUUUAUCUGUCCUGAAUUCUAACUGAUUAUUCCAAAGCAAGAAAGACCACCUUUGGUAUAUAGUUUCAUUAAUAUGGGACUGUGAAGUGAGUAGGCAUUUUGAUGAAAGUAUGCCUUCCAAAAUUGAUGUGUGUCAGUGGUAGUAAUGUAAAUGGUCUCACAGAUUGAUGGCAAGACAAUUUAUUGGACAAGUUUGGGGAAUAUUCUAUAAUAAGUUUGAAGGUUUCCAUUACAUAUACCUCAGGUUAACUUUUUUUUUUUUUCCUUUCUAAGUUGAAAUAUUUUAAGCAGACAAAUUCUAGGUCCAGAUGAAAAUUUAAUGUUAGUUGUUUUCCAUAAAAUUUUACUAAUUUCCUGUUUUCUGGGAUGAUAUAAGUUUAAAAAUUAAGUGGAAUUUUAAGGGCCCCAUACACUGAAUGAUUGUCGUUAUCGACACGCACACCGUGUGAAGAAUCUCCGCACCGAUUUCAGUCUGAACAAAGCUGUGGUCUCGGGAAGAUAAGGCAUCACCUCUAUAAGAGACGUGCUUGAUAGUGUUAUAUCAGCAGACAAAUGCACACAUUGAAUGACCUGUGUAUGAUAGACAUUGGUUGUAAGCCAGCAAACUGGUCUGGACUUGUUCCUGCUGAGAUCAUUCACACCACAGAACUCCACCCACUUGCAUUCAGACAAGCCCAUACACAAUGUUUUUGCUAAUGGUACACAGUUGUUCAGAGUAUGAGGUCCUUUAGUUGCUUAAUACUGUGAUGUAUGAAUCCAGAUAAGAUUAUUAUUCAAGGAAUAAAUAUGACAUGUCAAGUGAUUCUGACAGGGUCAAUUUUUGUUGGUCUGUGACAAAAUGUAUUAUAAUCUAUCUUAGAAUUUGAUAGCCUGUAUUUAAUUACUAAAAGUACCAGAGUCUGUAACUAAUAAUUUAUUUUCCUCUGCAAACAUGAUGUGAUGAUAAACAUUACAUAUACAAAUUUGAAGGAGAUUAAAACUGAACAAAUUUUAUAUUGCAUAAUUUAUCAAUAAAUCACACCAAAGUAAACUCCCCCAAAUAAAUUAUUUUAACCUUUCCUUAACAGCAGAUAUAAAGUCCUCCCUCUUAAUUGUUUCUUCUUGACGUGUAAUGGUAUUCCUGAGCUUAACAAUACCUUCUUGCACUUCACUUUCACCUAUCAAUGCGACCAGUGGAAUUCCAUUAUCUUCCGCAUACUGAAAAGUGAACAUUCACAUCAAUUUAUAACAGAAUAAGAUAUGGAAUCUUACGAUUAGCAUAGGAAUAUCCAAGAAAUGAAAAUCUUUUGAUUAGCAUAUGAAAAUCCAAGAAAACACACAGGUUGUACAAGAGACAUGUUAUAAAGCUAAUAAACUUGAAUUUGUUCAUAUUGAUCCUCACCUGCUAAUCAGAUUUCUAGAGCACAAGUGUGUUAGUAAAGUUAAGAGGUACAUUUUUGACAUUUUCUUUGUGAUUAAGAGGCCUGAUCAGUGAUGUGUUGUAGAUAUUUUAAACAAAAUGAGUAA
Molecule: messenger RNA, 2707 nt
Organism: Macrobrachium nipponense
Lineage: Eukaryota; Metazoa; Arthropoda; Malacostraca; Decapoda; Palaemonidae
Exons: 4
Coding region: 457-993 (178 amino acids)
Source: RefSeq, a predicted model, not a curated record